AUGUGUUGGAAUCUUGAAGUUUCACUUGGAUUUGCUGGUAUUCAUCUUUUAGCAGCUAUAUAUGUAGCAUGGCAUCGUCCACCUUAUUCACAAUGUUUUCUUUUAUUUAUAUUAUUUUAUUUUUUUAUGGAAUUAUUACAAGCACUUCAAUGGUUUAUUGGAGUUGAAUCAUAUCUUAAUCAAUCAUGUUCAAAGACAAAUACAUUUCUAACUAUAAUUGCUUAUAUAUUUAUAUGGUUACAACCAAUAAUGUUUGUUUCAUUUGCAAAUAAAAAUAAUAAUCGUUUUGCAUGGUAUUAUUCUUUACAUACUCUUAUGAUUGCUAUGAUUAAUUUAAUUGUUGGUUUUUAUGAAAAAGCAACUGGCUUAGAAAUGAUGAAACGUAAUGAAAAAACAAAUUAUGGAAUAUAUACAUGUACUUAUCAAGGUAAAGAUAAUCAUCUUGUAUGGAAAUUUGCUGUUUCAUCAUUUAAUUAUCAACCUACACAUUAUGAUUAUUUUUCAAUCAUAUUAUUAACUUUUAUUUUACAUUAUAAUCGAACACUUCAAUCAACAAUUGCUGCUGGAUGGAUGAUAACAUAUUUUGUUAGUUUAUGGAAUAUCGGAGAUGUUAAUGCUGAAUUAACUUCUUAUUGGUGUUUAAUAAGUGUUUUUGCUGAUAUUCCUAUUAUUAUUUAUACAAUGAUACAUGCAAAUAAAAAAAACAAACAGAAUAUUGAUUAA
Molecule: messenger RNA, 723 nt
Organism: Rotaria sp. Silwood2
Lineage: Eukaryota; Metazoa; Rotifera; Eurotatoria; Philodinida; Philodinidae
Source: the annotation of a GenBank genome assembly